GCCAGGAUGCGUCGCGGAGCGCUGCGGGCCAUCUUCGUGAUCCCCGUGCGGGCGCGACUGGCGCGCCUCAGGCGAUGGACCAGGGACCGCCGCGCCGCCAGCCCCUCAGCGGCCAGUGGCAGGAAGCGGCCCUUCGACUUGGCGCUGUGGAACAAGAGCAUCUCGCAGCGGUGGCGGCGGCUGCGCAGGCGCUGCUCGUCGUUCACGACGCCGACGUCGACGUCGCCCGGGUCCGGGCAGCAGGAGCGGCUGCUGGAGGCGCCGGCGACGCCCGUCCAGGUGAAGGCGGCGUCGGCGCCGCGGCACGCGCACAUGGCGUCGGCACUGAGCCGGUCCGCAGAGCGGCUGGACGCGCGCCAGCGCGCCGCUGAGCCCGAGGAGGCGGCCACCCCCGGGGGCGGCGGCUCCACGCCCGGCCGCGGCGGCGGCUCCGUGCCGCUGCUCCGCCGCCUCCACGCCGGACUGCGCAAGCGCAGGGCGCUCUCCGUUCACGAGCCGGCCGUGACGGCGCCGCUGCCGCCGCCGCCGGCGACGUCGGUGUCGACGACGUUCUACGUGCCGUCGCCGCUGGUGGAGGAGCCGACGUCGCUGCCGCCCACGCUGGGCGGCUGCAGCCGGCGGUCGUCGGGCCGAGGCACCAGCACGGGCACCGACAGCGACAGCACCGGCACCGCCUCUUCCUGCUCGGCCUCCGGCGCCGCCGACCACGGCUACCACAGCAUCGAGCGGCCCCCGGCCUCGCAGCCGCCCCACGAGCACCCGCCCCCGCCGCGCGCGUUCGCCAUCGGCGGCGUGGUGUCGCGCCAGGCCGCGGAGACGCCGCUGCCGCCGCCGGACUCUGGCCCGGCGUCGCUGCCGCCCGACGACGACCUCCAGCGGCGCCGCCGCGCACUAGUCGCCGAGCUGCAGCAGCAGAUCCGCAGGGGCGCGCCGCACCGCGACGGCAGGCACCUCGCGGCAUCAACUGGAGAGCGCAUAUCAGAAGUGGUGGAGGAGGAAGCGGAGGGUGAGGGUGCAGCAGACGGAGAGGAGGAGAGCCGUUUCUGCACGCUGCCACGCCACGGCCGUGGGGCUUCCUUCACCAUCCUGACUGUUGCCUUCACCAAGGGGCCGGGCCACAAAGGGCUCGGGUUCAGCAUCGUCGGUGGUCGCGAUUCCCCACGCGGUUCUAUGGGCAUCUAUGUCAAGACUGUGUUUCCUCAUGGACAAGCUGCAGACUGCGGGAGGCUCAAGGAAGGUGAUGAGAUUCUAGCUGUCAACGGCAAGCCGUUACAUGGUCUGAGCCAUCAGGAAGCCAUAGCUGUUUUCAAGGACUUUAAAAGUGGACAAAUGCUGAUUCAUAUUGGACGCAGAAUACCAAAACGUCGACGAGAAUCACUUCCGCGGCCUCUGGCGUAAAAGCAUUUGUAGUGUUGCUAUAAUGCCACUCACAAUGCAGUUUCCUGUGUCAGUUGACGCUGCAAAUUGUGAACUGAUAUGAGGUGCUAGUCCUUAUGCUGAAUGAAACAGACAGUUUUAUCUUUGACUGAAGAACUUACUCUCUUUGUUUUAUGCUCGAAAAGUUGUAUUUAACUUGUGUAUUCUGAAGCAGAGAGAGAGAGAAAAGUGACUGUGUACAAGAAGACCUUUUUUGAUAAAUAUUGAACAGAAAUUUUUAGUAUAUGUGCUUUACCUGUACAGUGGAUAAUAUACAAGUUAGUAAGUUCCAUUUAAUAUAUAAUUUUUGUUAUAUUGUAAGUUAGUUGCUGUUUUCUCAAGUUGUAAUAUUACAUUUACAUGUGGUAGCUUUAAAUGAGUACUUGUAUUUGUUCUGCCUGUGAUACUGAGAAUAUUAAGAUAUAACACAGCACUCUUCCAAAGUGUGUGAUGUAUCAUUGAGUUGGUAGUUCUAUCUUGAAAGAAAUUGAACAUUUUUGGAACACAGAUUUUUAUUGUAACAAGAAAGGAUGCAAAUAUGCAUUCCAAGGUAUCAGACCUUUCCAGUCAUCUUCAGACAAUUGUAAACAUUAUUCUGUAAUGAUUCAAAGAGUAUCUGUUCUGAUCACAUAGAUGUUAAGUUACCACAACUGGUUUUAGUUGUUUGUUUUCCCUUUAGCUGAUGCAGUAAGGACAUCUUUGUACAUAAGAUUACUUCAGAAUUUGCAACUGUUGUCAAAAGGCUCUUUUAUAUGUACCAGUAAUAUGCUGCUGUAUUUGUGACAGGUUAGAACUGUUAUAGAUACGUACAUGAAUCUAAAAUACCUGUCUUUUUCAAACAGAUUUAUUCCACUAUCAGUAAGACAAUUUAUUGCAAUAUACUGUUGUUAAACCCUGUUAGCAUUACAUUGAAAAUUGUCAGCACAGAUGUGUUGAGGUGCUGUUAUCUCAUGCAUGGUUAAUAGCUUUCAAAUAACAGUAUAUAUUACAAAAAUUUAACCUGACUGAGAAGUUCAGCAUUCAGUGGAGCGUUAAGACUCGCAUUUAUUUAAGGUGCUGUUUAAGGGGGAAAAAAAAGAAACUGCAAUUUUUUUGCAGCCGUCUUUUUUCAUGGCAGCUUAGGUAUUGAAGUAAUCUCUUAUACUGAUCUAAAAUUAGAAACAAUAGUAUGUGUAGUGUGCAGUUACUAGUCACUUUUCUGAGAAUACUGUUUCUCUGUGUACCUAUAAAAUAAAGU
Molecule: messenger RNA, 2653 nt
Organism: Schistocerca piceifrons (Central American locust)
Lineage: Eukaryota; Metazoa; Arthropoda; Insecta; Orthoptera; Acrididae
Product: whirlin-like
Exons: 6
Coding region: 7-1398 (463 amino acids)
Molecular function (GO): protein binding
Source: RefSeq, a predicted model, not a curated record